Messenger RNA from Trichoderma reesei QM6a, 4662 nucleotides. RefSeq lists its product as uncharacterized. The record is from RefSeq and is a predicted model, not a curated record. Gene Ontology annotation, cellular component: cytoplasm. The transcript has 7 exons. Lineage: Eukaryota; Fungi; Ascomycota; Sordariomycetes; Hypocreales; Hypocreaceae. The annotation marks the transcript as partial. Gene Ontology annotation, molecular function: ATP binding; nucleic acid binding.
AUGGCCUCUCAACAUGCCAAGGAGGAGGAGGAUCUUCCCUCCUGGUACGCCAAUCUAUGGGCUCCUCGAGUCGACCUCAUCGGUGACAUUGCCGGCAAGGAGCCGUUUCUCAUUCAUGGAGAGUCUUUGAUGCGGCAUUGUCUCGAAGAAUCUCCGCCGGACUUCCAAGAUGGAUUUCAGUUGCUUCAUGCUGUGUACGUCGUGGAGAGAUUUCUCAGCAAUCUGCAAAAGAGGGGCUGCGAUUUUGACGUCGUCUUCUUCCGAGACCUGAGGAACCUUUGCGUGCCUCAUCUCUCUGGAUUCGAAUACAAAUACCAAUACGCACGAACCGUCAUCAUCAAGCAUCUGCAGAGACAUGCUGAGGAAAACGCGAGGAACGGUGCAAGGGCAGCCGUGUUGGAGUUUGAGUCUGUCGACUGCCGGGAAUUCCGCGAGUAUCUCGAGGGCUUGCCAAUUCACUUUGUUCUAUGUCACGAUGGCGUUGAAUCGGAAGAUGUCAAAGACACAAUCGUAUUCCGGAAUCUGAUUUGCUCUUUUAUGAGGCGUGGCAAAAAUGUAGCCAUCAUCAAUGCUCUCGAAUGGAAGAGUUCAAAGGCAUACGCGCCUUUGCUGAGCAUAUUACCCAAGGAAGUGCAGCCAAUUGACGCCAAAUUGGAGUUUGAUUCGCCGUAUACUUCAUCCUUCGACGGAAUGGAUCUAUGUAUCCAGCCUAGGCUUGUCGUGCCUCAGGAUCUCACUGCUAGAGAACGCUUGGGAAUCACAGCCUGUCUAAACCUCGCCAACUCACCGGGGAGCGCUUUCGCGGAUCUGAAUCAACUACAAGAGGGCAUACAGGCUUUCCUCCUCCAUCUUGCAGUCCUCAAGCACUGUACCCUGCUUGAGCGGCAGCACUGGGUUGGUGCCCGUCGCUCCAACCCAGCACCCGAGCAUCAGAAUCUGUUGCGUGGAAUUACCGAAGCGUCGUUGCUGUUGAUGGAGAAGGACGAGUGGAUAACAAGCAUCAAUACUGCCGAAUGUACCUGGGAUCUAUAUGAUGCUAUUGAUGGUUCUUUGUUUCAUUUUACGCUCGACUCUCUCCGAUCCCGUCAGGGGCUUCCUGACCAAAUCAUCCAAUCAUGGCAACAUCUUUGGUCGGCUUUCCGCGCAGCAACAGGCCGACAGUUCCCCGAAAGCCUCCCCAAGCUGGUGGACAUCCCGACCGAAACUCUCCCGGAUCAUCUAGACAAGUCACAAGUGUCGGCUCUGCCCUUUAGCCACCCUGUCCUGGAUGCGUUUCUGAAUGAUAUCAGGUUGAAAGUGACCCAAGACACGCAGGACACAUCCGCACAAUCAGUGUUUGAGGACCUUCACCAUUGGCACAACACCAAGCUAUUACUGCCGCCUAACAAGCCGCAGAAACUCGGAUUCUUUGCAAGAAGGAGAAUUCAGAAACGUGUGGCCGACAUCGUGGCCUACUCGGCGAGCCUUACCAAUGCAAGAGGCAAGCUCAUUGAGCCUGAAUCCAUCGUCGUGAAGAAGGCUGCGGCAACGCAUGCUUCGAGGAACAAGAAGUCCUCGACAGAGAGCAGCAGUAACAGCACAAAUAGCCGACCCCAGCAUCAAUUCAAGAAGCCAGGACGCCCCGCAAACAAGCCGGGUGGCAGGGAGAGGGCUCUCAGAGCCGCGCAAGAGGUUCAGGAGCGAAAAGCAUCCGACAAGCGGGAUAGCACAGUCACGCUGUGGGCCGAUACGUGCCGCGAGAUUGAGAAAGAACCUUCUCUGAUAGCCCGCUAUCUGAAAGCUCUGAGAUUCCUGAACGACCGAUCCAAAGUCGACCAUGUCGCUCUUGGAUCAGAAGUCCAUCUUUAUUUGUGCCACCUUCUCGGGAAGUUGUGGGCAAAGGCACGGACAGAUGCCAACACAAGAGCCGUGUGCCUUGAGAUUCCAGACCUUCCGAUUGCCAUAGGUAGUCAAACACACAAGAUGUCGUUCGAGUUUGACUACGGUGCUUUAAAAGACAUGAAAAAGACCAUGGCAAACUUCCAGCAAGUGCAGCUCGAGUUUGCUGCCCCUUACAUGGACCGACGAUUCGACUCCCAGCCGGAUACGCGGGUGCCCUUUGAUCCUGACGCCUGGCAAAUCAAAGUGCUGAACUCCAUCGAUGCCAACAACAGCCUGCUUGUCAUAGCUCCGACGUCUGCGGGAAAGACAUUCAUCUCCUUCUACGCCAUGAAGAAAGUGCUCGAGGAGAGCGACGACGGUGUGUUGGUGUACGUCGCUCCGACCAAGGCCUUGGUCAACCAGAUUGCCGCUGAGGUUGCAGCCCGCUAUACCAAGAGCUACAAACAAGAUGGAAAAUCCGUCUGGGCUAUAUAUACUCGCGACUACAGAGUGCAGAGCCCGACUGGAUGCCAGAUCUUGGUCACGGUCCCGCAUAUACUGCAGAUCCUCUUGCUCGCGCCAACAAACGCCAAAGGGCCAAAUGCCUGGUCAAAGCGUAUCAAGAGAAUCAUAUUCGACGAGGUGCACUGCAUUGGUCAAGACGACGAUGGCAUCAUCUGGGAGCAGUUGCUUCUAGCAGCUCCGUGCCCUGUCAUUGCCCUCUCGGCGACCAUUGGCAACCCUGGCCCCUUUCAGGAAUGGCUCUCACAGGUUCAGAGAAGCAAGGGGCUCAAGCUAGACACAGUGGUGCACACCACUCGGUAUUCUGAUCUCCGCAAGUUCAUUUAUACACCACAGGGGCGUAAACCGUUCCAGGGGCUUCGUCGCAACAAGGCGCUUCCGGUGCCUGGGUUGGACGAAGGUGACAGAGCAUGUCCCGAAUUUGAAUUUGUUCACCCAGUUGCAGCUCUCACUGACAGGGCUCGCACAGCGCUUGAUGAUCUUUCUCUGGAGGCAAGAGACUGUCUAAGCCUAUGGAGAACGAUGAUGGAGGUCUUGUCGAAGGAAGACGCCGCCAAAUUUGGCGUACCGGAUCUCUCUACUUGCCUCCCGGAAAUCAUCUCAAAGGCAGACGUUAUUCGAUGGGAGGCAGAUCUCAAACAAGCUCUUCGACGCAUCAUGGAGAGCCCAGACAAGGUGUUCCAGGAGAUCCGAAACCGGUUGGAGAUGCGCUCCGUUGAAGAAGAUCCAGAUCCUGCCCCCAUUCAGGACAAGAGCAACAUAUUCCACUUGGUUGUCGAUUUGCAUAGCCAUGACGCCCUACCUGCCCUGAUCUUCCACUAUGACACUCAUGGGUGUGAGCAGAUUGUGAAGAUGAUCUUUGCCAACCUCGUGGUAGCUGAGGACAAGUGGAAAGAGAGCUCACCGGAAUGGGCCAAAAAGAUGGAAGACUUUGAAGCAUGGCGUAAGACUGCCAGCAUACAGCAGACUCUGAUUAUACGUCAGCGAAACAGAGGCAAAAAUAGAGACGACGUAAGGAUGUCGCAGGACGAGCGGUUACGAGAGGUGGCGAGUAUCGAGAUCAGCCAUUGGGCAAGCUUCGAUCCGGACGAGCCAUUGGAACGGUUCAGCUUCGCAGACACAACCAAGAUGCAAGCCUCCGAGGUAGAGGUCAUAGUUCAGCCCGUACAGGGCCAGGUGGCUGACUGGAUGAUCGAUGCCCUUCGACGCGGUCUCGGUGUGCACCACUCCAGUCUGAACCGCGAAUAUCGCCAAGCGGUCGAGGUGUUGUUCCGCAGAGGUUAUCUGAGGGUUGUCGUUGCCACUGGAACAUUGGCCCUGGGCAUCAACAUGCCUUGCAAGACGGUCGUCUUCCAGGGCAGCUCGGUAUUUCUCACCGCCCAAAACUUCAGACAGGCGUCGGGCCGUGCCGGGCGUCGAGGCUUCGAUCUCCUAGGGAACAUUGUCUUCAACCAGAUCCCACGGAAGCGCGUGUAUGAAAUCAUGUCGGCACGGCUGCCGGGCCUCAACGGCCAGUUCCCCAUAUCCACGACGCUUGUCCUGAGGCUCUUCUCGCUACUUCACGGGUCGGACAACUGCGAGUUUGCAGCGAGCAUGGUGCGGUCGCUGCUGUCCCAGACGCGCCUCUACUUGGGAGGACCCGAGUCGGAGAUGUCCAUCAAGCACCACGUCCGGUUUUCCAUCGAGUACCUUCGGAGACAGAAUCUGCUCUCCGCUGCCGGCGUCCCCAUCAACUUUGCCAGCAUCGUGGGCCAUCUGUACUUCAUGGAGAAUGCAGUGUUUGCCUUUCACUCUCUGCUCAGAGGCGGGUACUUCCACCGCCUCUGCGCAGACACGAACCCCGACAGAUCGUACGUCAGCCAUAACCUGGCCAACACUAGGGAUCGAAUACUGCCAUUUACUCAAACAUUAGUUGGCCAAGAUGAGCCGGUUCAUUGGGCGUCUGCUGACUCCGGCGCCGCGGCCAUGGUGAGAUCCCCUUUCAUUGCCCUCUCUGGAACUACGGACAACUUCACGACGAUCCACGAGCUGUGCCAGACGGUGCGCGGAGACGUCUUCUUGGAGGAAUCGGCCAUCCCAACGAUACCAAUGUGGCCGCAUGAUACCCGCCAGGAGUUCAACGCCUAUCUCUACGAUUUCUACAAGCACGGCAGCUUGGAUGUCCUGGUAAGGGACAACGGAAUCCGGCGGGGUGAGGUGUGGUUUCGCCUCAAGGAUUUUUCUCGCACGCUGAGCACCAUCAUCAGCAGCCUCACGGUCCUCAUGGACGCCAGUAAUGAA